Molecule: messenger RNA, 1599 nt
Organism: Neocloeon triangulifer
Lineage: Eukaryota; Metazoa; Arthropoda; Insecta; Ephemeroptera; Baetidae
Gene: Argl
Product: argininosuccinate lyase
Exons: 11
Coding region: 99-1517 (472 amino acids)
Cellular component (GO): cytosol
Molecular function (GO): argininosuccinate lyase activity
Source: RefSeq, a predicted model, not a curated record
UAAAAAUCAGGCUCCAGUUGUAGGUGCUGAGAUUUUGGAAGCUGCGGUCCAAGUACAAACAAAAGGCAGUAAAAAAAGGAGCAAAUUAAGCAUUAGGAAUGGCUGAAGAGUCAACUAAAGUUGAGGAUGACAAGAAAAAUGAGAAUCGGCUAUGGGGAGGCCGCUUCUCCACCAGUCGCAUUCAUCAGUGCUUGGAAAAAAUUAACAACUCAAUUGAAAUUGAUCACCGACUUCACAAGCAGGACAUUAAGGGAAGUUUGGCGUAUGCAAGUGGAUUGAAGGACGCGGGGAAUUUAACUGAUCAGGAGAGAAAUUUAAUUGUUGCUGGACUAAAAAAGAUUGAGGAGGAAUGGGCUGAGGAUGAGUUUCAACUUUACCAGUCAGACGAAGAUAUACACACAGCUGUAGAACGGAGACUAAAAGAACUAAUCGGUCCUUUGGCUGGUAAACUUCAUACUGGACGCAGUCGUAAUGACCAAGUGGCCACGGAUACUAAAUUGUGGCUAAAGGACGAGUCUGAAGAACUAACCAAAUUAUUAUCUGGCGUUAUAAUGCGCAUGGCUAAAAAAGCCGAGGAGCAAAUUGACGUGCUUAUGCCAGGAUACACGCAUCUGCAAAAGGCGCAGCCGGUCCGUUGGAGCCACUGGCUCCUGAGUCACGCGUGGGCGCUGAACGAAGACCGGCAGCGUUUGGCGCAAAUUGUGGAGCGAACGAUGAGCCGCUGUCCCUUGGGCAGUGGGGCCCUGGCUGGGACGCCGCUGGCCCUAGACAGAUCGAAAGUUGCACAGGCACUUGGGUUCACAGGAGUUUCCGAAAACAGCAUGCACGCUGUUGCUGACAGAGACUUCGUUGCGGAAUUCACGUUUUGGAGCGCCCUGACCUCCGUACAUCUGUCUCGAAUGGCCGAAGAUCUUCUUCUGCAUUGCUCUUUAGGCUUUGCAAAAAUGGGCCCUGGUUUAAGCACUGGCAGCAGUUUAAUGCCCCACAAGAGUAAUCCCGAUGGUGUUGAGCUACUCCGCGCCAAAGGCGCUACUCUGACUGGACUGUGCACUUCAAUGUUGGCACUUUUAAAAGGGUUGCCAUCUACAUAUAACAAGGACUUGCAGCUGGACAAGUCGAUUCUCUUCCAGGCACACGAUGACUUAAAACUUUCACUCGAACUCACAUACGCUGUGAUUGAUACACUCCAAGUUGACAGAAUAAAUUGCUUAGCUGCUCUUGAGCCGAGCAUGCUGGCAACAGACUUGGCCUAUUAUUUGGUCCACAAAGGGAUACCUUUUCGGGAGGCGCACAAUUUAGUCGGAACUGUGGUUAGGUUGGCCGAGCAGAAGAAAAUUGAAAUAAAGGAUAUUUCAAUCAUUGAGUUGAAGGAAAUCAGUCCACUUUUUGACGAGGAUGUGCUUCAAGUAUGGAGUUACGAGUCCAGUGUUGAGCAGUACAAGGCGUUCGGAGGCACCAGCAAAUCCAGCGUCGAGGAGCAAAUUGUCAAAAUCAAAACUCAAAACCACACGGAAUAAAUAAAUAAUAAAUUCUUUUAAUGUGAAAAAAAGAGAAUGAAAUAGCAGAAUUAGAAAUAAAUAGGUGUUGAAAAAAUCCUAG